CGCCUGGAAAAUCACCUUGGGGGUCGCAUGCCGGUGUGUCCUUCGUCUAGCCGUCUGGGCUGUCGCCGGUAGCGUGGUAAGGCUGGCUCGCCGAUGUCCAGCCCUCUAGCCGUCUCCUCCGUUGCACUGUAGAAAGUGUUGAAGGCUUCAUCUGUCCGCAGCCUACCGUAGUGUUUUAUCAGGGCAUUGACAGAAGAAACGGCCUCUUGAACACUUAGGUCCUUCUUCUGCAACGUUUUGGAUGCUUCCUCCGCUGCAGAAAAAAGGCGAUGGCCGAAACGUACAGCAAACAAGAACUGGGACCCGGUGUCGCUUCUACCACAGAACUGGGACCCGGUGUCGCUUCCGCCACAGAACUGGGACCCGGUGUCGCUUCUGCCACAGAACUGGGACCCGGUGUCGCUUCUGCCACAGAACUGCGACCCGGUGUCGCUUCUGCCACAGAACUGCGACCCGGUGUCGCUUCUGCCACAGAACUGGGACCCGGUGUCGCUUCUGCCACAGAACUGGGACCCGGUGUCGCUUCUACCACAGAACUGGGACCCGGUGUCGCUUCUGCCACAGAACUGGGACCCGGUGUCGCUUCUACCACAGAACUGGGACCCGGUGUCGCUUCUACCACAGAACUGGGACCCGGUGUUGCUUCUUCUACAUUAAAUUGGCAAUAUGUGUCAUCAACUAUUUAGAAGUAUUGCCGUUUAACUUCUGUAUUAUGAAACCUUUUGUAUAUGCCCUAUU
Branchiostoma floridae (Florida lancelet) is the source of this 738-nucleotide messenger RNA. Its product is annotated as mRNA decay activator protein ZFP36L3-like. NCBI's taxonomy places the organism in Eukaryota, Metazoa, Chordata, Leptocardii, Amphioxiformes, Branchiostomatidae. The record is from RefSeq and is a predicted model, not a curated record. The transcript has 2 exons. The coding region runs from base 270 to 686 and encodes 138 amino acids.